UCAACUGCCUACGAAAUGAAACCUCAAAAAUAGUAAGAGAGCUUCUUUUGGAGGGUAUGGCGGCGAUGGGUUCCCUCUCAUUUCCCAUCGUCUGCUCAUGAAACUCAAACGCCUCACUUCUCUCAAAACUCUGCUCUCGGCACCUAAAUCCAUCAUGGCGCAAACCCGAACUCUAACCCACAAUCAAAUCCUCGACACAGACCCACCACAGGAUCUCGAUAACCUACUAUGCUCCGACGGACAACCGGAGCCAGAACGACAAGAGGGACAUCCCUCUGGAACUGAUACGAUGGCGACUUGUUUGGGAAAUCCGGGUCGAGUCCUCAGUGGGGAGUCCCGGGUCGAGAGAGCGUGGGCUCACUGGGAGAAACUUGGUAGACCCAAGUUGAUAGUUGCUCCGAUGGUGGAUAAUUCGGAGCUACCGUUUAGAAUGCUUUGCAGGAAGUAUGGAGCCCAGGCGGCGUACACCCCUAUGUUACACUCUCGUAUUUUCUCUGAAAACGAAAAGUACCGGGGCCAAGAAUUUACUACUUGUAGGGAAGAUCGGCCAUUGUUUGUCCAGUUUUGUGCCAAUGAUCCAGAAGUAUUGUUGGAUGCUGCACGAAGAGUGGAGCCUUUUUGUGACUACGUUGAUAUAAACUUGGGGUGUCCUCAGCGUAUUGCGAGGAGGGGAAACUAUGGAGCAUUCCUAAUGGAUAAACUCACUAGUAAAUCUCUGUACAAAUUAGCUCUGAAACUUAAUGUCCCUGUCUCAUGCAAAAUCCGAAUCUUUCCUGAUUUGCAAGAUACAAUCAAUUAUGCUAGGAUGCUAGAGGAUGCUGGUUGCUCGCUACUAGCUGUACACGGCCGAACUAGAGAUGAGAAAGAUGGAAAGAAAUUUAGAGCUGAUUGGAGUGCAAUCAGGGCUGUGAAAAAUGCAGUCAGGAUCCCAGUCCUUGCAAAUGGGAACAUACGACACAUGGAUGAUGUUCAAAACUGUUUGGAGGAGACUGGUGCUGAUGGGGUGCUUUCAGCUGAGUCUCUCCUUGAGAAUCCUGCUCUGUUUGCAGGAUUCCGAACCCCAGAAUGGGUAUCAGACUGUGAAGAAAAUAGCCAAGAUGGUAAACUAGAUCAGGCAGAUCUACUUGUUGAAUAUUUGAAGCUUUGUGAAAAAUACCCUGUGCCAUGGAGAAUGAUUCGUGCUCAUGUGCACAAAAUGUUGGGAGACUGGUUUAGGAUUCAUCCAGAGGUAAGAGAGGAUCUAAAUGCUCAGUCUAGACUGACGUUUGAGUUCCUUUAUGGUCUGGUUGAUCGCCUUAGGGAGCUUGGUCUAAGAAUACCUCUUUUUAAGAAGGAUGCUCUUGCAGCAAGAAUUUCAUCAAAUGGUUUAGGUGCUUGAAUGUGGAAGAUUCUUUUUUGGGUAGGUGGAUUGCAUAUGAUUUGGUUUAUUUCUCCAAAAUUCUAGUUCGUGUUUAGCAUGAUUCGAGAAAUGUGAUACACAAUAUUGUGAAACGAAUGAUCAGAAAAAACUAUGACUCAGAGAAAGUAACACUGGUUUGUUGUACUGAUUUUUUCAGGGGGAUCUUAAUAGUCUGUAAUAUGCUAGUUAUUGUAUCAAAUUUUAAAUUAUACUGGGACAAGUUUGGUCAAACUCAGAGAUGUAAUAGCUCGGAAGGUAUUCAUAUUUUCUGCAAAAAAGACCUGUAUUUUUUUGUGGAGAAAGACAUGUAUUCCAUUGAAUAUUGAUUUGUUAUAUUAGCCUGAGAUAAAAAAUUUCUUCGAGGACA
This is a messenger RNA of Carica papaya (papaya), 1766 nucleotides long. The record is from RefSeq and is a predicted model, not a curated record. Lineage: Eukaryota; Viridiplantae; Streptophyta; Magnoliopsida; Brassicales; Caricaceae.